AGUGGAGGAGUGUUUUACUCUUUGAUUUGAAAACUAACUAAUGGCGCAAGUUUUAUAAAUGAUGUAGAGAGACAUAUCGACUAUAUUGUCUUAAUUCAUUCAUGUCAUCAGUCAAGAUCUGGGGAAGUUUUAUGGCAUCGUCUUGUGUCGUCCUUGUGUUGAACAUUUUACAGUAUUUUCAUUUUGAUGUUUUCAUCGGCAGGCAUCUUUAAUGACGCUAUUAAAUAUGAUAUUCCGCUGUUUUGUCGAUCAGCCAUUUCACACCAGAUCUCAAUACCAAUUGAGAAAUGUGAUCAUUUGUGAAGAAAACGGUAAGACGUACUCAUACCAAAAGUAUUGAUGAGUUGGAGAGUCUGGAGACCUAUAAACUAGUACUAGUAUAUAGUCAUAUAUUUACGAAUUACUAAACGAACUUGAUUUACAUAUUCACCCAGUUAACAUUUAUUUACUCGUAAUUCUUGUAAACUCGUGCAAACUAAAAAUUGCCCUUAAAAAUGUAUUGAUUCUGUAUCUCUGGGUUUGUAACUCCGUCAGGCGCAAUGGUCAAGCGUCAAGGUCAGACUGGUCAGGGUUCAGUGCAGCUGUUACGUCAUUAACAAAAUUGUUCACAUGACCACUGACCACUGACAAGUUUGACAACAGUUUGGAAGAGUUGGAGUUCGAAGCAAGCAUUAGAAUUAUGGCACCUUCUCCAUUACCUAACUACAAAGAUCCCAGAUAUCUUUCACGACAAAAUUUAUCUUCUAAAUCAAAAAUCAGUGAUGUUAUUGCUGGGAACGAAAAAAGUAAUUUUAAGAAGCAAAAAAGGCAGAUAACUGGCAUAAGAGUGCCAUUUUUUUUGCAGGCCUUACCAACCAAAAUCUGUAAAAUGUAUGAGCUAUGUAUUAGAUACAUUAGUUACAUACUUCUCUGUGUCAAAAUAUAUCUUGUUUGGGACAAUCAUCCUUUAAAGAAAGAUAUCUAUGAUCAUGGUACCAAGGUUGCUGUUGAGAAUUGCAAUUUCAAUGAAAAGUCAAAAGAAUUUUUUGAUGUCAAUAAAGCAUUGGAAAGAAAUAGACCCAUUUUACAGGAAUUUGCAGGUGGAAAUGGUUCAGGAAAGACAGAACAAACCUCUCAAACAGAGUCAAAACAACCAAGUGCAACAACACCAUUGUUUUCCAUAACUUCAAAGAAACCUGCAUUCACAAAUAAUCAAGAGCAGGGUGGUGGUGGUCAGAAUGACCCACCUUAUGGAUCAUCAAGGAUAAUUGGAGGACAUUAUGUUGAGUCUCCUGAACCUUUCUAUAAAGGUGUGAUAGACAAAACUGGCAAAAACCAAAGCAACAGCAUUUAUGUUGUUUGUGGUAAGAUUAAUGCAGUAGAAACUGAUGGACAUCAAGGUGUAGUCAAUGCUGCUAAUGGUCUGCCCUGGGAAACUUCUCCUCCUCAGGAAACCCAUUCACAUAAGGAAGAUCAUUAUUCUCAGGAAAGUCAUUCUCAUAAGGAAAACCAUUUUCCUCAGGAAAGCCAUUCUCAUAAGGAAAACCAUUUUCCUCAGGAAAGCCAUUCUCAUAAGGAAAACCAACUACCUCAGGAAAGUUAUUCUCAUAAGAAUGACAAACAAUCUCAGGAAAGCCAUUCCCACAAGGAAGAUCAUUUACCUCUGGAAAGCCAUUUACCUCAUGAGGCCAAUCCAUCUCAGAAUAUUUCUAUUUUCAUGCAAGAUGCAGUUUUUACAAGUGGCCAAUACAGUCAUGAUGCUCCAAGAAUGAAUGAAGAUGGAGCAGCGAAAAUAUUGCAUCCUAUGAAUGAAUGUUUUAGAAAGAAUGGCUUUUAUAAAGAAGGCACAGACUUUGAUAUCUUUGGUGACAUUGGUGGAGGUGGAUUUGGAGAAGUGCAUAAAAUUAUUGACAAGUCUUCAAAGAGAUCAUAUGCAUUGAAGAAGAUACCGGUAAAAAAAUUUGAGAUAAAUGAGUUGAGCAUUUGGGCAAAACUUUUAUCACCUUCAAAGCCUGACUUUAUUGUAACUCUUCUUGGGGCCUAUACUUACAAAGAAUAUGCUUAUGUUUUUAUGGAGCUUAUGAACGACACUUUAAAGUAUGUUGCUUUGAACGGAGUCGCCUUAGAACUUAAUCAAAGAAAAGUUCUUGCUCUCAUCAAACCUGUUUUGCAUGCCCUCCAUCAUAUGCACAAGCAAGGAUUUGUGCACGCUGAUGUAAAAGCUGAAAAUAUUUUCAUCAGUCAAGAUAGAAUUAAACUGGGUGAUUUUGGUCUAUCGGUAAAUCUGAACCAGCAAACUUCUAACGUUUGUUGUCGUGGUACAGUAAAUAACAUGGCCUGGGAAUUGUUCUGUGGUGGUCCAAUCACUUGUAGUGGAGAUGUUUAUGCACUGGCCUGUGUAGUAAUACACCUGUUUGUUGGUUACCCCCCAUGGAAUGAAAUGCGUAAAGAGCAAAUUAUUUUUACGGUUGGGAAAGGUGAACUUCCACAGCUUCCAGAAAACUGCAAUAGUCAAAUGAAAAAACUUCUCCAGGACAUGAUACAACAUGAAAACAGACCGACUGCUCUGGAAGUUUUGCAAAAUCCUUUAUUUAGAGAUACUUCAGUGUCAGUUUUGGACAAUCUCCUCCAAGAAGUUUUGGUGGAUAUAAUGCUACUGAAACACGAACAGCAAAACACUGGUAACGGUGGUCAUGACCUAGAUCUUGUAGAUUGGGCAGAGUCAGUGCAUCAUUCCCAGUCUCCUGCUCUGCUUCAAUAAUUUUUUCGCGUUUUAUAAAAGAUCAGACUGAAUAAAGCUUUUGUAGUCUUUUGUUCAAUUUUCCUAGAUAUAUCAAGAUAUACUACAUUUUGUUAAAUAUGUAUUCCACUCUUGUGACUUAUUGUGUUGUUUAGUUUAUAACUGAGAAAUGUCAUCACUUAACUUACAAGUAAUCGUUAGUUUUAAUGGUAACCUUAUAAAUUACUGCGCGUAUUUAAAUCUUGCACUGAAGUAACUGCAUGACUGAGGAACUAAGUGUAACUGUUCCGGUAACCGGGUCUUUUCCCCUGCAAUCAAUGGCCCCUUACUAGUUAUUGGCUCUGUAGUCAAAGCAAAGUUGCAGGCCUUAAGUAAAAUAUCUACGUGUGAUUUUACACACUUUGUGUCCUUGUUAAUCAGAAAUGUGUCCUUGUAAAUAAAAAAAUUUCUUUAGAAAGAAGAAUUACAAUUAACAAUAUAUUCUUA
Xenia sp. Carnegie-2017 is the source of this 3205-nucleotide messenger RNA. RefSeq names its product serine/threonine-protein kinase PAK mbt-like. The transcript is spliced from 14 exons. Gene Ontology annotation, molecular function: ATP binding; protein kinase activity. Gene Ontology annotation, biological process: protein phosphorylation. Bases 680 to 2740 code for a protein of 686 amino acids. Lineage: Eukaryota; Metazoa; Cnidaria; Anthozoa; Malacalcyonacea; Xeniidae. The record is from RefSeq and is a predicted model, not a curated record.